ACUAAAGGUGUUAUUAGUACAAAAUUUCAAAAACAAUACAAACAUUUUGUAACAUUACAAACAAAUCAUAUGAUUUCUUCAUGUAUCGAUUUUUAUUAUAAAGAUUGUCUUCCUAUACAAUACCUAAUAAUAAAUAAAUGUGCAAUUCUAAGAAAUAUAUACUAUGCUAUUAUUAGAAAAUCGAUAAUAAAUUUAUGACCAUGAAUCCGAAACUGAAAAGGGGCAUGAAGUCAGGAUUCACUAGUUUCGUUCUUCCACGCAAGCCCUCGAAUAAAGUUGGAGUAUCAGUUACGAGAAGUCAAAGCGCGAAAGAAUACGGAAUGGAUGUUAUUAUAUCAGAAGUUACCAAUGAUUUAGCAAUUUCGCGACGACCUUUAAGUUUCGACGUCCAGAAUAAAAAAUCAAUAAGCAAUUUACACAGAAACAACAGUUUAUCAGACAGUAACAUAUGUAGUGAUUCAGUACAAGACGAAUCUGUUAAAGAGAAAUCAAUUUCACAUGAAAAUUUAUUAGAGACCAAAGGACUGAAUUCCCUACAUCUUAUUCCGAUCAGUAAAGCAAGGCAACGUAAUUUUUUACAGGGUAAAAUAGGGGUUAAUUCGUUAUUAGGACCUAAUGAAUUAGAGAGAGUGUGUCCUAAUAGAGAAAUAACCAUUUUCGUGGGUACUUGGAAUAUGAAUGGUCAUUCGCCCCCUAAGGAAUUGAACGAUUUCGUUUUACCUAUAAGUAUGGAACACGUCCCCGAUAUUUUGUCGUUCGGUACCCAAGAAUCAACAUCUGAACGAUUCGAAUGGGAAGCUAGUUUACAGGAAACCAUCGGACCCUCCCAUUUACUUUACCAUUCGAUUUCUUUGGGGACUCUGCAUCUGGCUACGUUUAUAAGAAGGGAUUUAAUUUGGUAUGUUUCCAUACCAGAGGAAUCUAGUUUGUCUGUGCGACCGGGUACUGCGUUUAAAACCAAAGGCGCCGUUGCCACUUCGUUUAUGUUAUUCGGUACUUCUUUUUUAUUUGUUACCGCUCAUCUUACCGCGCACGAAGAGAAAGUCAAGGAGAGAUUGUCGGAUGUUAAGAAAAUCGUGCAUUGUAUGGAUUUACCCAAAGUUCUUCCAUGCAAAAAUAAAAAUCAAGACAUAACCCAAAAUUUCGAUUACGUUUUUUGGUUCGGCGAUUUGAAUUUCAGAUUGGCUACGCCGAGAGCUAAAGUCUUGGAAUGGUUAUCUAAGACAAGUUUUCCAUUACCGGCUCAUCUACCGCACGGUUGUAUGCACCACGAUCAACUGUGCUCGGUUUUAGCGGACGGAGCGGCUUUUCGCGGUUUCAACGAGGCUAAAAUCACAUUUCCACCAACUUACAAGUACGAUCCAGGAACGCAAAAUUUCGAUUCGUCGUCUAAAAAUCGAACGCCAGCUUAUACGGAUCGAAUAUUGUAUAAACAGAAGAAUAACAGGAGGUUUAGCGGGGCGCUCGAAAAUCCCCCGUUACAUUGUUUAAUAUAUGAUUCAGUUCCAUCUAUAACGACUUCAGAUCAUAAACCAGUGUGGGGAGUCUUUAAGGCACAUCUAAGACCUGGUUUAGACACAAUUCCGUUAGCAGCUGGUUUGUUCAACAGAGAAGUUUACCUCGAAGGAUUAAAAAGACGUGCUACAACUAAUAGUAUAAAAACUAAUACCUCGGUAUGUUCCGUUCAAUAAGUAUUAUAUCGGCGAUAUGUUCCAGAAUUAUUGUUUAAACACGAUGAUAUUCCAUUUUUAAUAAAAUGUUUUCAAAUAAA
Messenger RNA from Diorhabda carinulata, 1771 nucleotides. Its product is annotated as inositol polyphosphate 5-phosphatase E. The transcript is spliced from 8 exons. Bases 195 to 1691 code for a protein of 498 amino acids. Gene Ontology annotation, biological process: phosphatidylinositol dephosphorylation. NCBI's taxonomy places the organism in Eukaryota, Metazoa, Arthropoda, Insecta, Coleoptera, Chrysomelidae. Gene Ontology annotation, molecular function: phosphatase activity. The record is from RefSeq and is a predicted model, not a curated record.